Messenger RNA from Lactuca virosa, 988 nucleotides. NCBI's taxonomy places the organism in Eukaryota, Viridiplantae, Streptophyta, Magnoliopsida, Asterales, Asteraceae. The record is from the annotation of a GenBank genome assembly.
AUGUAUUGGGUGGUACCUUCCCUAUAGGGGAGUAGAUGUCCUAUUAUAUGAUACCUUGGUGGACUAAUUUGGUUCUAUUCACCUUGAGCUAUGAUACCUUGGUGGGCUCUUCUCCAUUCACCGUUUCAACCGCACAUUCGUUUGGCUCCAGGUAAUUCAACUUAUAAUCAGAACUCCACCGAUCCACCGCUAACCCUCCUCAAACCUUCUUCUACCUUCCAUCAGGUCAAUGUCUGUGUGUGGUAAUUACAUUAGCUGCUUCCACCAUUCUUCCACUUUUCAUUCUAUCAUCCACCGAUUCCCAUUUUCCCAAAAACCCACCGGCUCCCGUUCUCCAUCGACUUCCAAAAGCCCUAAAUCAAGAAGUCGUAUAAUUUCUUCCCCGGUGGUUCUAAAUUGAUAAACGUUUGUUGAUUGCAAGGGUUUAUAUCUACUUCUUGCCUUCCCCACUGCUCACCUUCUUCAUAAGAACGUCGACAGAGACACCAAAAUCGCUAAAUUGGAGUUGCCCAGAUCACUCACCUUUAAUCAUUACCUGUGUACCCUCUAUCAAUCUAUCAAUGGCUAUAUAUCAAUUACGAGGUGAACAACAGGAUACGUUAUGGCACUGCUUCCCCUUAUCGUAUUCUCCCUAGCCCCGCCUUCUAUUUAGGGAUCGAGUUGUUCCAACAACACAAAAGCGUUGAAAAGGGUCGAAUUCUCGAUUUCAAUGUAUUCUCCCCGAUUAACGGUUCGACCUAAACAACACUGUCGAUUUUCCCAUCAAAGAUCCGGAUGGCCUUUUCUCCGAGCAAACACCGUGUUAACGCUGUCGGCAAUGGAGACCAGAAAGAUGUCGGUGGUGAAGUGGGCGAUGAACCUGCCGAACAGUUCGAAACCGGGGACUCCAAGAACAACGUCGUUGGAUAGUGAAAUUAGCCCUAAAAGCAUGGCGUCAGAUUCUAGGUCGGAAUCUCCUCAACAUCUAACUUUGCGUCAGAGAAUUUGA